This is a messenger RNA of Pogona vitticeps (central bearded dragon), 829 nucleotides long. Lineage: Eukaryota; Metazoa; Chordata; Lepidosauria; Squamata; Agamidae. The record is from RefSeq and is a predicted model, not a curated record.
AGGGGAACCGUCUUUACGCCCGGAACGUUGAUGCCAGGAUGCUGUUUUGCGGCCGGACUCCUUAAAGCAAGCAACCAGGGCAUCUCAAGAUGGCGGCGUGCGCGUUGUGGUCCUUUUCACGGAGGCCGGUGUACCGAUUAGUUUCUUCACAGACAAUUGGGAACUUUCCGCGCCAAACCUUCGCUUUCGUUCCGUCUGGUUCUGAAUUCCGGAGCUCAUAUAGCUUGGACAAACUUUACCCGUCGCAACAAAAUGAAACCGACAAAUCGAAGGAGCAGGCAAACCAGACUAUUCCUGAUAUCCCAGUGGAUCGUUUGUCUAUAUCCUAUUGCCGAAGCAGUGGUCCAGGUGGCCAGAAUGUUAAUAAAGUGAAUAGUAAGGCAGAAGUUCGAUUCCAUUUGACAUCAGCAGAUUGGAUUGCAGAAGAUACACGGCAGAAAAUGGCAGUGAUGCAUAGGAAUAAAAUCAGUAAAGAUGGGGAGCUCAUAGUCACAUCUCAAGUAAGUCGCUACCAGAUGAGGAAUUUGGCAGACUGCCUGCAAAAAAUCAGAGACCUGAUUGCAGAAGCCACAGAGAAGCCUCAGGUUGUCUCCCGAGAGAACGUGCAGGUUAUCAGAGAAAGAGUGGAGAAAAUGAACCGUGAGCGUCUCAGGCAAAAAAAAAUCCGCUCGGCUAUAAAGCAAAGCCGAUCUCAAUCUAUGGACUUUGACUGAAUGCACUGGAGCGAGAAUGGGUUGGAACACUUUCUGGGACCUUUUCUUUUCCUUGGUUUGGAAAGAAAAUAGCUCUUAAGUUCUUUAUGUAAAAAUAAAGCUUGUACUAUAACAUA